CCAACCAUGAUUGGAUAAAGCAACUUUUUUUAGAGUCGUGUGGCGCACACCAGCUUUCUUUCCUGGUCACAACCGAAAAGCCCAGUCCGUCCGCACCAAGCAAGGCGCUGACCGACCCCCUUCGCCCCAAGACUCCCCCAGACCAGAUCAGCAAUAUGGGCACUCGUGUAUACGUGGGCGGACUUCCGCGCGACGCUACUUCGCGCGAGAUCCAGGACGGCUUCAGCCGCUACGGUCACGUGUCCAACAUUUGGGUGGCGCGCAACCCGCCCGGUUUCGCUUUCGUGGUGAGUUGAGCUGCUUCUUCCCUCUCGGCGCGGGACCUCUCUCGCAUGAUGGCGCGCAUUUUAUCCCUCUUCCUCUCUCUACUCCUCCCCCUCUUCCCGCCUCAUCUGCGUCGGUACAGCGGCAUCGAUGUGCGUCCAAGCAGUCUGAGGGUGACGGUCUGUUGGUGACAAUGUGUGUAUUAGUUGUGUGUUUGUGUGCUAUACAUGUGUGUUUACAUGUUGACUGUUGCCAUCUUGACCGUCGCCGCCGAGUCUUCAGCUUGAUGAUGGUGGUUUCGCCUUCCCAUCUCCGUGUAAGAUGACGUCGACGUCUUCGUCGCCUGCUGCUACUGCUGUGGGUAACCUAAAACCGUCUUCGGUGCUUCCUUCCACCGCUGGAGUGAGAGAUAGAGAAGAGCGUCGAUCGCCACACGACGUGCCAUCAUGCUGCGCUUCGCGUCGCCUUCAUCCCGCGCCUUCAUCUGCAUCAUCAUCUUCUGUUCCCGAUCCGAACCAUACCAACCAACGCCUCUCCAACGUCGUCCUCCCCAUAUGCUACCCCUCCCACCUCUUCUAGGACUUCGAAGACCCGCGUGACGCUGAUGAUGCUAUUCGCUCCAUGGACGGCCGCGACUUCUUGGGUGGACGCAUUCGUGUUGAGCUCGCUCGUGGUGGCAGCCGUCGCGAUGGCGGUGGCGGUGGCCGUCGUGGAGAUGAUGACCGCUACGGCCGUGGUGGUGACCGUUUCGAGCGUGGUCGCAACCCGCCCCAGCGUACCGAAUACCGCGUGCGUGUGACGGACCUACCGCGUGAUGUGGACUGGCGUAACGUGAAGGACUUCCUCCGCACGGGUGGCGAAGUCACCUACUGCAACAUCGAGGCUGAUGGCUCGGCUAUCGCUGAGUUCCAGACCAAGGAGGACAUGGAGGACGCCGUUAAGAAGCUGGACGAUACCGAGUUCCGCGGAAGCUACGUGCGUGUUGCGCCUGAGGGAGACUCGAGCCGUCGCUCUCGCUCUCGCUCCCCUGCUCGUGGCCGUUCGCCGAGCCGUCGCUCGCGUUCACGCUCGCCUGCUGCCCGUAAGGACUCCCCGCGCCGUUCGCGCUCCAGAUCAGCCUCGCCGGCUGCUGGUCGCUCGCCCACUCGCAAGAACUCGGCUUAAGUUGGUGUCGAAAGAAGGCUCGAGGCCUGCUAAAGUCAGCACCGAGAGCCAAGAGGAUCUUUGCUUUCUCACAUGUGCAAUGGUUGACAGGCUAAACAUAUUUUGUUGCCCCACGUCAAAAGAACAAGCACAUUAAUACGGUGGCAAUAGAUUCCUGUCUUAUCACUUUUUACGCAUGCUCUAGUGUCUGCUACUACUACUUUAUUGAAUUGCAUUUUGUCACUGAAGUAUCAAUGACAUUUCAUUGAUACUUCAAGUACUGUGGAUUCCUGCUGCGUAUCCAAAAGGGCACAAUUUAAGCGUG
This is a messenger RNA of Phytophthora nicotianae INRA-310, 1732 nucleotides long. RefSeq lists its product as hypothetical. Gene Ontology annotation, molecular function: mRNA binding. NCBI's taxonomy places the organism in Eukaryota, Oomycota, Peronosporomycetes, Peronosporales, Peronosporaceae. The record is from RefSeq and is a predicted model, not a curated record. The transcript is spliced from 4 exons. The coding region runs from base 886 to 1428 and encodes 180 amino acids. Gene Ontology annotation, cellular component: nucleus; ribonucleoprotein complex; cytoplasm.